Molecule: messenger RNA, 4063 nt
Organism: Hemiscyllium ocellatum (epaulette shark)
Lineage: Eukaryota; Metazoa; Chordata; Chondrichthyes; Orectolobiformes; Hemiscylliidae
Gene: actl6a
Product: actin-like 6A
Exons: 14
Coding region: 122-1411 (429 amino acids)
Biological process (GO): regulation of transcription by RNA polymerase II; nervous system development
Cellular component (GO): SWI/SNF complex; NuA4 histone acetyltransferase complex
Molecular function (GO): chromatin binding
Source: RefSeq, a predicted model, not a curated record
UUGGGCCGGAGCGGGUUUUCGGUCUGGAGUUGGCACUUGGGAGGGCAGCGGCCUUCGCGGAUCACCAUCACCAUCACCAGGUGCAGUCAGGGCGACGGUCCGUCAGCGGCCUGGACUGAGCAUGAGCGGCGGUGUGUACGGCGGAGAUGAGGUUGGUGCCCUUGUGUUUGACAUUGGGUCGUACACAGUCAGGGCUGGCUAUGCUGGAGAAGAUUGUCCAAAGGCAGACUUCCCAACAGCAAUUGGGAUGCUGUUGGAGAGGGAUGAUGGAAGUGCACCUAUGGAAAUAGAAGGAGACAAAGGAAAGUCAAGCGGCACAACUUAUUUCAUCGACACAAACUCUUUGCGAGUUCCAAGGGAAAAUAUGGAAGUUAUCUCUCCUUUGAAGAAUGGAAUGAUUGAAGACUGGGACAGUUUUCAAGCAAUUCUAGAUCACACAUAUAAGAAUCACAUAAAAUCUGAAGCUGGUCUACAUCCUGUUUUGAUGUCAGAGGCCCCAUGGAAUACAAGGGCAAAGAGGGAGCGGCUUACUGAGUUGAUGUUUGAACAUUAUAAUAUUCCAGCUUUUUUCCUGUGUAAAACAGCUGUGCUCACAGCAUUUGCAAAUGGCCGCUCCACAGGCUUAGUGUUAGAUAGUGGAGCCACGCACACCACGGCUAUUCCAGUACAUGAUGGAUAUGUUCUUCAACAAAGCAUUGUUAAGUCACCACUUGCAGGAGACUUCAUCUCCAUGCAGUGCAGGGAACUGUUUCAGGAAUUAAAUGUAGAAAUAAUCCCACCUUAUAUGAUUGCAUCAAAGGAAUCAGUGCGUGAGGGAUCACCACCUAAUUGGAAGAAGAAAGAGAAACUACCUCAGGUCACACGGUCCUGGCACAACUACAUGUGCAAUGAAGUGAUUCAGGAUUUCCAAGCUUCAGUGCUCCAGGUGUCUGAUUCUUCAUAUGAUGAACAAGUGGCUGCCCAAAUGCCCAGUGUUCAUUAUGAAUUUCCUAAUGGCUAUAACUGUGAUUUUGGUGCUGAACGACUAAGAAUUCCAGAAGGCUUGUUUGAUCCUUCCAAUGUCAAGGGUUUAUCUGGAAACACAAUGCUGGGUGUCAGCCACGUAGUGACCACAAGUGUUGGAAUGUGUGACAUUGAUAUUAGACCGGGUUUAUAUGGCAGUGUGAUUGCAGCAGGUGGAAACACAUUAAUACAGAGUUUCACAGACCGUUUGAACAGGGAGCUCUCCCAGAAAACUCCACCUAGCAUGCGGUUGAAGUUAAUGGCCAAUAACACCACAGUGGAACGAAGAUUUAGCUCCUGGAUUGGUGGGUCUAUUCUAGCCUCUUUGGGUACAUUCCAACAAAUGUGGAUCUCUAAGCAGGAAUAUGAAGAAGGAGGAAAGCAAUGUGUUGAAAGAAAAUGUCCUUAAAAUUAACCAAUAUUAUGGAUAUAUCAUCUGUGAAGAUUUUACCAGUCUUUACCUUUUUUUUGUCACCCUAACUCGGGUCCUCAGGAACAGUGCUGAACCUCUUGUACAAACACUUCUUUUUUUCUCCCUCUCCAUGGGCUUCUUUGUAUAGCGGCUAGAUAAUGUAUAUUUUAUAAAUGUUUUUAAAAAUUGUUCAGCCAAUUUUACUGACCAACCAGACCCCCAAAGACCUGUUUACAAACUUCCAAGAUAUUAUUUGUAUUAGAUUCAGAUUACACCAUGUUCCGGUAACACCAAAUAUUAUUACGCUAGUGAUAUUUUUGUAGUUGGUUAUGUUUUUUACACAGUAUAAAUGAACUGUUUAUCUUGUGCCUUUAAAUGAUAGCAGUUGUUUACAUGUCAGCUGAAAGCAAAUCUGGAGGUACAGCAGAAUAAACAUACUUGUGAUAGUCCUUAAUUACUCCUAACUACUGUUUAAAGAUUUUUCAAUUCCCUGUGCACUUCACAUCAUACUCACAUGGACUUAAUAUUUAAAUUGAGUCAGUUGUGUAAAAAUUUAAUUUUUUAUUUACAAGUUUUUUCAGUGCAAGAUUAACUUGAUGCAGACCGAUGUUGGAAUUUUUCCUUUAGUACUUUCUCUUCCUCCAUUUUUGCCUUUCUUGCAUUGUUGAUUUUACGUAGGUGCUUCUCAAUACGUCGCCUAGCAGAAAUCAAAAAAAUUGGCAGUUAACUUAUACUCAGUUCUUCCACAGCUUCACCUGAUUCUGUCAAACUCUGCCAGUGUCCAUCCUUGCACCCAAACAUGUUUAACCAUUUGUGCUGUCCUACAUUGUCUCCAAGUACCUCUAACCAAGGUUUUUUUUUUCACUUGCGAUUACAUUGCCUCGUGCUUGGCAUAAAAUUCUAUUCUAUAAUGCUGGAUAUCUAACUUCCUUCCUUUAUGCUCAAGCUUCGUUGGUGAUUAAUGAGCUAGUUAGCUGUAUGAAAUAAGUGCAGAGUCUAAACCAGUUCUUCUUCCAUUUCAACUGGUGAUAAUGAGUGUUGAUUGGCAAUUAGUAUUAUUGUUUAUUUGCACCAGCUAUUCUAGGAUACAACCUUCUAACCAGACUAACUUAAACAAGUCUGCAUUAGUGGAGAUUCAGAUUUUAUACCUCUAAUGACUAUUCAUUCUAUUUAAAUUUUUUAAGCCUUCAAUAAAAUACUUUAGGCAGUAUGAAACAGUACAGGCCACACAAAUACCAUUUCUUAUUCCCAACUAAGUACAUCAGUUUCUUGGUUUCCCUUUUUGUUUUUACAUAAAACUUAACAACCUUUACCAAUACAGCAAUAGAUGCUAACUCAGCAAUAGUUUUUAAACAAAUUUUACAGAAAAUGAAGCUGGAGCAAAAGAUGGCUAUAAACCAAGAACCAAACUUUUCAAUCCUACAAAAGAAAGCAUGUUUUAAAAAUAAAUUCAUUCAUGGGAUGUGGGUUGUCACUAGCCAGACCAGCACUUAUUAUCCAUUCCGAACUCCCCAGAGGGCAGUUAAGUGUCACCUACAGUACGGAGUGUAGCUUUCUAUGUAAGCCAAACCAGGUGAUUUUCUUUCCCUAAAGGGCACCAAUGGAUUUUUCUGACCAUCUACAAUCGUUUCAGGGUCAACAUGUGACUCCUAAUUCCACCAUCUACCAUGGCAGGAUUCAAACUGGGGUCCCCAGAACAUUACCAGGGUCUCUUGAUCAAUAGUCUAGCAAUAGUAGCAGUAGGCCAUCACCUCUGCUAAAAGCAUGCAAAUAGUGACUCUUGCUGCCAUUAAGACUUGUCCUCACAUGCAUUAAAGACAAUACUUCAAUAUUUCAGCAGUUUAACAUACUGUUACAAUCAUUCAAUAUAGAAAAUACUUGAACCAACACUAAUAAAAUACCAUAAAAGGUUGAAGAAAAUAAUGGAUGAUAUAACUGCAACCAUUAUAAAUUCAGCUGAACAGUAAACUGUUGAGAUAAUGAUUCCUUACCUAACAAAAAUAUCCACAAAUGGUGGCGUGUAAAAUCGUUUUCUUCUGUAUAUCUUGUUUAGGUACCAAGGAAUAGGCCAUUCCUUAAAUUUGUACCUAGAAAAGAAAAAUCGGAAGUAGAAGGCUUAACCCUGAUUUAGUAAACUUUUAUAGCAUCAUAAAAUCAGACAAUAUUUAUUGGAAUGCUACUUUGAAUAAACUGCAAUGCACUGGAUUACAUAAGUAUGACUUGCAUGAGUGGAUUCACUUGUAUUUAAAUAAUUGGAAAAUGUGUGUGGCAGAGUAUAAUUUUGGAUAGAGAAAUUGUACCGUGUCAAGUUAAACUCUCCAUUUCAAACUGUUCCAUAUUUUGUCAAUGAUUUGACAAAUAUCAAAUAUUUUCUAUCAGAAAUCAAAAACACAUGUAGGCAUUAAAAUUAUCUUCUAUUCCUAAUCAUAUUUUUGGAUAAGAGAUUUUUUUUUGUUAAACUCUGGUAUUUUAAUGUAACUAGAAAUAACAUUUCUCAAUCUUUUCAUAUCUUCCUCCAACAUGGCAAGUUCACCUCAACUUCCCAAUAAUGACUGCCAAAUGCAAAUCCUGGUGUUAUAACAAUGAAGUAUCUACCUGUUAUACUUGCAGUAGCUUUUAUCAUUAAAUUUUCAUUCAUUGGUUUGGAAA